GCGCAAGCGAGCUGAAACCACGCCCUUGUAUAAAACGCAAGUUCACAGUCAUGGGGACGUAAUGUGGUAAUUGCCUCGACAUGAGAACCAUCGUUGUGGUCGCUGUGAUCGUUGCGCUGGUGGCGGUCUGCUCGAUAUGUGCAGAUGGGUAUCAAAUCGCAAUUCCGGACACUGAAUUAAUAAAUGACGCACCAUUGAGCACACUAUUCCGCGAAAAGCGGCAAGUUGAAUCCUUCGACGACGAGGACCUGAGCGCGACGCAGCAACAAGAACCUGACGAGCCCGGCUUCUGGGACCGAGUGAUCAAGAUAGCCGUCAAAGUGUUCGCGCGCUUUGUGGAGUGGCUCAACUCUUAAAACCGUUUAAACCUCUUUAACUUUCUGUUGUA
Messenger RNA from Cydia amplana, 388 nucleotides. RefSeq lists its product as uncharacterized. NCBI's taxonomy places the organism in Eukaryota, Metazoa, Arthropoda, Insecta, Lepidoptera, Tortricidae. Bases 81 to 356 code for a protein of 91 amino acids. The record is from RefSeq and is a predicted model, not a curated record. The transcript has 3 exons.